Paracoccidioides brasiliensis Pb18 is the source of this 249-nucleotide messenger RNA. RefSeq lists its product as uncharacterized. The record is from RefSeq and is a predicted model, not a curated record. Gene Ontology annotation, molecular function: monooxygenase activity; oxidoreductase activity, acting on paired donors, with incorporation or reduction of molecular oxygen; heme binding. The coding region runs from base 1 to 249 and encodes 82 amino acids. The transcript has a single exon.
AUGAGAUACCUCUGCAAUAAUAUCAAUGAAAUUCUGCGCCUGUAUCCAGCGUUGCCUUUCAACAGUCGCACUGCACUCGCGGACACCGUUUUGCCGAUUGGCGGUGGUCCGAACGAUGAUAUGCCGAUCACAGUACUGAAGGGUGAUAUCAUUAUCUACUCGACGCCGGCCUUACAUAGGCGCAAAGAUCUAAAUCCGCCCGCCUCUGAAAGCUUUGCAGACCCAGGUAUCUUCUCGCCGGGACGUUAG